Pseudozyma hubeiensis SY62 is the source of this 960-nucleotide messenger RNA. RefSeq lists its product as hypothetical. Lineage: Eukaryota; Fungi; Basidiomycota; Ustilaginomycetes; Ustilaginales; Ustilaginaceae. Bases 1 to 960 code for a protein of 319 amino acids. The record is from RefSeq and is a predicted model, not a curated record. The transcript has a single exon.
AUGACAAGCACAAAUACCCCCCUCACGCUCGGCGAGACCGCCCGACCCGUCAAACCGCGCGUCGUCGUCACCGGCGGUUCCGGCAAACUCGGUCGCGCCACCGUCGCCCACCUCUCCUCCUCUGGCUACGAGGUCAUCAACUUCGAUCGAGUUCGACCCAAGACCGCCUCGGAAGAUGGCAAGACCGGGUUGCAGGGAGCCUACCGCUUGGUCGAGGUGGAUCUGACCGAUAUGGGUCAGGUGCUGGAGGCGAUGAUGGAGAUCGAUAUGGCGUACAAGUCCAUCCAAGCGGUCGUUCAUCUGGCUGCCAUGCCUAGCCCGGGUCAGAGCAGUUCGAGUAAGCAGUUCAACACCAACGUCGCUUCCACCUACAACGUCCUCGAAGCGUGUAGGAAGCUGGGAAUCACCAACAUCGUCAUGGCUAGCAGUGAAACGUUGAUCGGAAUCCCACUGGAUAUCAAGCCUGCCAAGUUGCCGAUUACGGAGGAGUCGCCGUUGUUGCCGGAGAGCGCAUACUCUUUGAGCAAGUUGGUCGGGGAGACGCUGGCGGAACAGUACGUGAGGUGGUCCCAACAGACGCACCGAACUCCCACCGGUGGCGAGGCCAAGAUCAUCAGCAUGCGAUUCAGCAACGUCAUGCUCGAGGAGGAGUACGCCACCUUCGCAGGAUGGCAGGACGACGCCCGCAAGAGGUACUGGAACUGCUGGGGUUACAUCGACGCGCGCGACGGUGCAGAGGCGAUCAAGUUGGCCGUCGAGAGCAGGUUGAAGGGACACCACGCGUUUUUGAUCGCCAACAACAACACGGUCAUGAAGAAGAGCUCCAAGGACCUGGUGCAAGAGGUUUUCCCCGGUGUCGAGUAUUCGCCACUCAACGACAACCCGAACGUGACGUUGUUGUCGAACGAAAAGGCCAAGAAACUGUUGGGUUGGACGCCCAAGUACGACUGGAAGCCUUAG